Messenger RNA from [Candida] anglica, 3732 nucleotides. The record is from the annotation of a GenBank genome assembly. Lineage: Eukaryota; Fungi; Ascomycota; Pichiomycetes; Serinales; Debaryomycetaceae.
CCCGAGAUCACAUUCCCACCUUUUCUUUAGAAUAGGGUGUGCCACAACUUGUUGUAUUAUUAGUUUUAUACCAAUACUCUAUCUAAACCACAAAUUUUAUACAAAGUUUUUGUUCCAACAAGAAACUGCACUUCAAUUUGAUAACAGGUUCUUGCCCCCGACGUUCCAUCUCUCAAUCCAUUACUAAAAUAAUAUAACUAGAGGAAACAGAAAAGACUGGUUAUUAUGGGCUUAUUCAAACCUUCAACGCCCACUGGCCAACUGCUAGUGUUACCAACCUACAAGUUGGACUCGAAUUUGGUGCUUCUUCCAGGUAUUAUCUACAAUGUCACCUUCUCCCGCUUCAAGGCAGCAACUCUUUUGUCUCGCUUCAGAGGCCAAACAAGUGAGUUUGCCUUGGUGAAGAACUUAUUGAAUGAAUACGAAUUUGGUGAAAAUGACUACAGUCACGAUUCUGAAGGAUCUGACACUUCCACUAAUCCGGCGAGAAUCUCUCAAGAUGCACUUGAUGGUAUUCUCCGGUUUGUUGAAACGGAAUCCAACUUAAAGAAACCCUCAUCAACAUUUGAUGAAUCUUCUUCUAGCGUAAGCUCGGAGUUUGACACACUCAUUCUUGCUGUAGGCCCAAAUCUUGAUAAAAUCAGAGAACCAGUGCUACUGGAGCAAAUCGACGAUGAAGAUAUCAAGAAUAAUAUUGUCACUGUCGUUCGUAUUGUUGGAAUCACUGAUGAUUCCACUUCCGUGCGUCUUACACUUCAGGCUUUGACAAGAGGCUCGCGCAUUCAAGGAUAUAGAUCAGAUGGUCCAAAUGAAGCACUUAUUGAGGUUGAUUGGGAUUUUGUGGUGAAUGGAAUCAAAGAAAAGUAUCAAACUUUAAGUAAAAACGUAUCUUUACUCUUCUCAUCUAUUGACAACUUUGUUAUCAGCUACCGUCUGGCUCUCAACACUGCCACCAAUUUGGCAAAGAAAGCUAAAACUGGUGCAUCUGGUGCUGGAGGAUCGAAAGAUACUGGGGAUCUUUUAACUCUCAACCCAUUAGCUAAUGCUCUUUAUAUGCAAUUAGCUGGUUCCAAGGAUUUCUCCAAAGCAUAUUCUAGUCUUCAAGGGAUAUAUGCUGGUUAUGAUUCUGAUAUCGGUGCUGUGGAUACCAAAUCUUUCUUGAGACUUCUUGAUUUGACUUGUGCCAUAAUGCCAUUCCCUAACCAUAUGAAAUUGACUUUGUUACUGAAGCAAGUACCAGCUGAUAGAAUCGAAGUUUUAUCUGGAAUGAUUCGCUCCUUGAAUUCAGUGUUUGAAACUGUCAAAGAAAAUGGAGCAUUUGUAAACCAUUGGUUCUAUAAAGAAGCUACCAACACACAAAAGGCAAAUGUGGUUGCCAACCAAUUGAAGUCUAUUAGACUUGUACUUGAAGGGAUGGCCAAUACUAAAGGAGGAGUGAAACCUCCACUGACAGCUGCCCAAACUCCUAGUCGUCAACUUAUUCGUCGACCAAAUGGACCCCCUUCGCAGCAAUCCCAACAAUCCAAAGGUGCGAAUGAUUAUACUGAUGAUGAUAAUGACGAUGAUGAUGAUGAUGAUCUUCGUUUGAUCAAAGAUUUUGUCAAGAAUCAAUUACCUGGCAUUGUUUCAAUCACAAAUGAUGCUAAAAGGUUGAUUAUUAAAGACUUUAAACGAAUCAAAUCUUCUCCGCCUGGAAAUUCUGACUUUUAUGUCAUUCGUAACUAUUUGGAAAUUGUUGCGGACUUACCAUGGGAUAAAUAUGUCACCAAAUUCCAAUCUAAUAAGGAUAUUGACGUAGUUGCUGCUAAGAAGCAAUUAGAUGAUGAUCAUUAUGGAUUGGAACAUGUUAAGCAAAGAUUGAUUCAAUACCUCGUGGUUUUAAAGUUGUUGGGCAUGAAUGCAGACCAUGAGUAUGAGACUAAGAAAAGACAAGAGGAAAUGCGUCGCGCUGAUAAGUCUUCCUCUUCAUCUUCGCUCGAACUUGAUAAUAAGAAGGCUGUUAAUAGAGAUGGUCUGAUUAACGAAUCGAUUGUUAUUGCCAAUAAUGAUGAAACAUCGUUGGCACAUGCAUCGGCAAGGGAGAAAAAUCAGAAAACAAAGGCUGAGAUCAAACAGGAAGAAAUUACCAAGGCUAUAGUUAAGCAACAGGCCGUAGCAUCAAUGCUCUCUAGAAAGAAUAGUAAAGCUCCAAUCAUUUUAUUGGCUGGACCACCAGGUACUGGUAAAACCUCAUUGGCCAAAUCAAUUGCAAAGUCAUUGGGCCGAAAGUUCCAAAGAAUUGCAUUGGGUGGUGUCAGAGAUGAAGCGGAGAUCAGAGGUCAUAGACGUACUUAUGUUGGAGCAAUGCCUGGGGUUAUUGUUCAAUCUUUAAGAAAGGCAAGAUGUAUGAAUCCUGUCAUUUUGUUGGAUGAAAUUGACAAAGUUUCGGGAGGAGCUGAUGGAGCAAAUAAGGUUCAUGGAGACCCUGCUGCUGCAUUAUUGGAAGUAUUGGAUCCAGAACAGAAUUCAUCCUUCAUUGAUCAUUAUCUUGGGUUUGCUGUUGACCUUUCUCAAGUUAUCUUUGUAUGUACUGCGAAUGAACCAUACAAUUUGUCCAGACCUCUUUUGGAUAGAUUGGAAAUGAUUGAAGUUGGUGCAUAUGAUUAUAAUGAGAAGAUUAUCAUUGGGAAGAAAUAUUUAUUACCACGUCAAGUCAAGAGAAAUGGAUUUCCACAUGAUAAUCUUGUAAAGAUUAAUGAUGACGUGAUGGAGAAGAUCAUAAUUGAUUAUACUAGAGAAGCAGGUGUUAGAAAUUUCGAAAGAAAAUUGGGUACAAUUUGCAGACAUAAGGCAGUUGAAUACUCUCAAUCCUUAUCUGACAAUAGUAUUGAUUAUAGUGUUGAAGUUGAGAUUCAGUCCUUACCUAAAUACUUGGGGAUUCCAUAUUCUCCAUUUUCAAAAGAUUUACAAGAACCUUUCCAAUCCGCUAAAUAUGGUGUUGUGAACGGUUUGUCAUACAACACAGACGGUUCUGGUUCCGUUUUAAUAUUUGAGAGUAUUGGAUUUGCUAGUGACAAAUCUUCUUUGAAUAUGACAGGGAGACUUGGAAAUGUUUUAAUGGAAAGUGCUAAAAUAGGACUUACAUUUGUCAAGCUGGUGUUACAUCGCAAUUUAUUGAACUUAUCUGAUCAUUUCGCUGAUAGUCAGGGCCCAGUGGAUAAACUUAGUAAUUUGGAGAUUCAUUUACAUGUUCCCCUGGGUGCAAUUCUGAAGGAUGGGCCAUCUGCCGGUAUCACCAUGGCUUUACUGUUUUUAUCUCUUAUCAUUGAAAAGCAAGUGCCUUCAGAUAUUGCCAUGACUGGUGAAAUCACCUUGCGUGGUUCAGUAUUGCCAAUUGGCGGUGUCAAAGAAAAGCUUCUUGGUGCUCAUUUGUCAGGAAUGAAGAAGGUUAUUCUUCCAAGAGAAAAUAGAAAGGAUAUCAUAAAGGAGUACUGCUUUGGAAUCAAUGAUGAUUCCGACCUCAAUGACCUCUUGAUCGAUAACGACAACAGAGUAGGUUACAAACGCAGAGAACCAGAGGAUUAUAUCUACAAGAAAUUGGGUUUGAAAUUGUACUUUGCAAGUGAAUUCUGGGAUGUUAUCAAGGUGGUUUGGGGUAAUGAAUUGUUGGAAAAAGUUGAUCAAGCACGUAUUGUGGAAUAUCAUUUGUAGGUGUCAAAAAAAAAUAUAAUAUAAUUUAAAAUAAAAUAAAGU